Molecule: messenger RNA, 2456 nt
Organism: Cheilinus undulatus (humphead wrasse)
Lineage: Eukaryota; Metazoa; Chordata; Actinopteri; Labriformes; Labridae
Product: zinc finger and BTB domain-containing protein 49-like
Exons: 2
Coding region: 292-1677 (461 amino acids)
Biological process (GO): regulation of transcription by RNA polymerase II
Molecular function (GO): DNA-binding transcription factor activity; RNA polymerase II cis-regulatory region sequence-specific DNA binding
Source: RefSeq, a predicted model, not a curated record
CUUGUCCCCUGUGUAAAGAAGAUAUGAUAAACUCGGAUAUGUAGCGUUCAUAGGGAUUGACUGGACCUAAAAUUCCGAAUGAGUUCAUAAAGUUGGGUGAAAAGAGAUGAGACGACCUGCUUAUCUGAGAGCAUGAACGUAAAAUAACUGAGUGAGACCUCUGGCGCUAGCAAGGUUAGCUUAGUUUGCUAACUAUAACAAACAGGGGUGAAUGCAACGUCGUAUUCACAGUGACAUAAACUAGGUUUUCACAGAGUUUAUGUGGAGAAAAGUUGCUCUGACUUUGUGAAAAUGUCUAAAGUCCAAAUGCUGAGAUAUUUAGUGAACCAGAGACUGUCUGUGGCGGUUGAGGAGAUUUUUGAUCUGUUUGAAAGAACAAUAGCAGAAUACGAGGAACAACUUCAUCGAUCAAACGAGGAAAAUCAUCGACAACAAAAACUACUGGACGCUGUUUUCAACCCUGAAGUCCAGCUACAAAGAGCAGACAUCCAACAGCUGAUGGGAAGUAAAAAGGAGUUUCUCCCCGAGCAGCAGGAGGUGGUCGUUCAUCUGAGGCACGAGGAUCCACCAGAACCAGCAAAUAUUAAAGAGGAACUGGAGGAACUUUGGAGCAGUCAGGAGACAGAGCAGCUUCAAGGAGAAGAGGAAGCUGACCUCAGCAUGCUCACAUUCACUCCUGUUCCUGUGAAGAGAGAAGACGAGAAUGCAGAGAAAGCUCAGUCCUCACAGCUUGAUGAAAACCAGAACAGAGACAUGGGAUAUUUAAAAACAGAAUCUUACCAAGAGGACCGUGGAGUAUCAGAUGCAGACAGAGACUUUAAUCCAGACACUCAUUUACAGCCAGUUACUCCUGAACAGUCCUCUGACCUUUCCAGAUCUGAGACUGAUGAUAGUGGUGAGUGGGAGGAGAGUGAUGAACCUCUGCAAGGCUUAGAGACUCAGCAAAACAAAGAUGACACUGACAUUUCUGUGCAGUGUAACUCUGUAAAUGCAUCAGUUAGCUUCUCUGAAUGUGCUCCAAACUCUAGACAGAAGAAACACACUGAAAAAGAAAAAGUAAAGAAACCAUAUCACUGCUUAGUUUGUGGUAAAAGAUACUGCAGAGAAAAAUACUUGAAGGUCCACAUGAUAAGUCACAUAGAAAAAGAAUAUUUCCACUGCUCAGUUUGUGACAGAAGUUUUCCACUGAGAGAAGAGCUCAUGGCUCACAUGAGAAUCCACACAGCAGAGAAACUCUUCAGUUGCUCUCUCUGUAGCUCUACAUUCACAAGCCAGUCAAGUUUGGUAAAACACCUGAAAGCUCAUACAGGAGAGAAACCUUUCGCCUGCUCCAUUUGUAACGGAGCUUUCAGACACAAAAGAGAAUUGGAUUUACACAUGAGAAUGCAUACUGGAGAGAAACCUUUUAGUUGUACUGUUUGUGGGAGAAGAUUUGCAAGAAACAGACACCUGAAAAUACACUCCACUGUUCACACUGGUGAGAAAGCGUACAGUUGUCCAAUUUGUGGGAAAAGAUUUUCUCAAAGUGGAAAUCGGAGGCGACACAUGAUUGUCCACACAGGAGAGAAACCGUUCAGUUGCAGUAUAUGUAAGCAAGUGUUCACCCAGCGUGACAGUGUUAGAAGACACAUAUUAGUGUGUCACAAGUCUCCAACCAGUCCUUGCCAAGAGAAAUGAAAUAAUUUUUUAAUACACUUUAGUUAUAUAGUGUCAUUUAUACAAUAUGACAUUUAAAAUAGCACCAAUAAUGCUUAAACAGAAGUCAUACUUUUCUGGAUGUAGGUGAUUUAUCUUUGCAUUAAAAUGAUUUAUUAAAAAUGUACAAAAAUAUUAAGAAACCUGCCUUCCAAGUGAGCAGGUUUACAUUAUGCUGACAUGCCAGUCUUGAUAGGCUGUUUCAUUUAAGUGUAUUAUGGGAUAUGUCUCACAUCAGUCAAGGCAACCUUCCAUACAUGGUGUUUGGGAAGGGCAGAACCUCUUCAGAAAUCUUGGAGGGUGAUUGGACAAGCCUUUUGUCUGUCAGUGGGCAUAGCCAGCUCAGCCUGGUGUGUAAACUAUAAAACAUGAACUUGACACACAGACUUUUGUAUUGUAUACUUAUCAGCGGAACUAGUUGGUGAAAGAAACUCGGUCAGGAGUAGAGCAGAACACCUGUCCCACCAAGUAAAGUUUUCAGUGAGGUUCUUUGCUCCUCUUUUAAGAACUUCUUCUCCACAACUUACACUUGAUUGGUCUGCCCAUUCUCGAACCUGGCACGGAUGUUUAAGAUUAAAGCUUUUAAGAUGGAUCUGCAUAAAGACAUUCGUGAAAUCUGGCCAAUCCAUCAGCUUUGCAAGGAUGGGUUUACUUGACUGACCUCAAAGAUCUGGCUCAAUGGAAACGCUUGUGUAUCUUUCUGAAAAUGCACACAAGAAUUAUUAGAAAUGAUGGAUGAAAUAAAUCUAAUUUUAAUUAUU